This is a messenger RNA of Corythoichthys intestinalis (scribbled pipefish), 6771 nucleotides long. RefSeq names its product 5'-3' exoribonuclease 1 (gene xrn1). Gene Ontology annotation, biological process: nuclear-transcribed mRNA catabolic process. NCBI's taxonomy places the organism in Eukaryota, Metazoa, Chordata, Actinopteri, Syngnathiformes, Syngnathidae. The transcript has 40 exons. The coding region runs from base 137 to 5164 and encodes 1675 amino acids. Gene Ontology annotation, molecular function: nucleic acid binding; 5'-3' exonuclease activity. The record is from RefSeq and is a predicted model, not a curated record.
CAAGGCGAGUCCAUUUUGUAGACGUACCAGGGGCAACUAGCUAGUUUGUAGCAGCUGCAAAGAAUCACCCAGUUCAAUUAAAAGUACUCUCACUUUUUGGACCGUAAAACAGAGGAAUUUCGUUUUUACUGUCAAUAUGGGGGUCCCAAAGUUUUAUCGGUGGAUUUCAGAGCGUUACCCUUGCCUCAGUGAAGUUGUCAAGGAACACCAGAUUCCAGAAUUUGACAAUCUCUAUCUGGAUAUGAAUGGGAUCAUCCAUCAGUGUUCUCACCCAAAUGAUGAGGACGUUCACUUCCGCAUCUCUGAGGAGAAGAUUUUUGCUGACAUUUUCCAUUAUGUGGAGGUGCUUUUCAGGAUCAUCAAGCCACGGAAGGUCUUCUUCAUGGCUGUUGAUGGUGUGGCACCAAGAGCAAAAAUGAACCAGCAGAGGGGACGAAGGUUUCGGUCUGCCAAAGAAGCAGAGGAGAAAAUUAAGAAAGCUCUGGAAAAAGGAGAGGUUUUGCCCACAGAAGCUCGCUUUGACUCUAACUGCAUCACCCCAGGCACUGAGUUUAUGGUCAGACUCCAACAGCAGCUCACUUAUUUUGUCCACAACAAGCUCUCAACUGACAAACUUUGGCAGAAUGUCAGAAUCUACCUAUCAGGUCAUGAGACCCCUGGCGAGGGAGAACAUAAAAUAAUGGAAUUCAUACAUUCAGAGACAGCCAGACCUUUACAUGACCCCAACACUCGACACUGCUUAUAUGGCCUGGAUGCUGACCUGAUAAUGUUGGGUUUGACGAGCCAUGAGCCAAAUUUCUCACUGCUCAGAGAGGAGGUCCGAUUUGGGGGGAAGAAAUCCCAGAAAAGGGUAACCGCUCCAGAGGAGACAACGUUCCAUUUGCUUCACUUGUCUCUUAUGAGGGAAUACAUUGAUUAUGAGUUCGCUGCGGUUAAGGAUCUGAUGGGCUCUGAUUAUGACUUGGAGCGGAUAAUAGAUGAUUGGAUUCUAAUGAGCUUCCUCGUGGGGAACGACUUCAUCCCUCACCUUCCUCAUCUGCACAUUAAUCAUGACGCUCUGCCAUUGUUGUAUAAGACUUACAUCAGUGUGCUGCCCAGCCUUGGUGGUUAUUUGAACGAGAAUGGCCAUCUUAACCUUAGAAACUUUGAAAAAUACUUGGAGAAACUCUCUGAGUUUGACCGUGAACAUUUCAGUGAAAUAUUUGUGGACUUGAAGUGGUUUGAGAGUAAAGUUGGUAAUAAAUACUUGAAUGAGGCUGCUGGCAGAGCAGCAGAAGCAGAAGCCGCAAGUAAACUCAUGUCAAAGGAAAAGGAUUCCUCUCCCCCUCUAGCUGUGUUGACCUCACCUGAUCAAGUCUUAGAUGGUGGAAAAGGACCUGCUGAUGAAUACGAAGAUGAGGAAGAUGAUAUAUUUGAAACGGAGUUCAGACAAUACAAGCGCACAUACUAUAUGACCAAGAUGGGGGUGGACAUAGUGUCUGAUGAUUUUCUAUCAAAACAAGCCAAAUGCUAUGUCGAAGGUAUCCAGUGGAUUCUUCACUACUAUUACCAUGGAGUUAAAUCCUGGAGCUGGUUUUACCCCUACCACUAUGCACCCUUCUUGUCGGACAUCAGAAAUAUUUCUGGAUUGAAGCUGACCUUUGAUCUUGCUAAACCCUUCAUGCCCUUCCAGCAACUUUUAGCAGUCCUGCCCUCUGCCAGCAUGGAGCUAUUACCAGAAUGUUACAGGCACCUAAUGACAAGUGAAAUGUCGCCCAUCAUUGAAUAUUACCCUGUAGACUUCAAAACAGACCUGAAUGGCAAGCAACAGGAGUGGGAGGCUGUAGUGCUAAUUCCUUUCAUCGAUGAAAGGUGUUUGUUAGCAGCCAUGGAGAGCUGCAAUUCCAAGCUGACCAAAGAAGAGAAAGCCCGGAAUCAUCAUACUGAGUGUUGUCUUUAUACAUAUGACCGUGAUAAAGACUUCACAUACCUCUCCACCAUUCCUCAGCACUUCCCGAACAUCAUCCAUUGUCAUGCCAGGGAAGAAAAAAUUCCCAUGGAUGCCUGGCAUGUUCCACUAAACCGCAUUCGCAGAAGUGUGGAUCGCUCAGCUCUGUAUUUUUGCGGGUUCCCGACACUGCAUCACAUAAAACACAAGUUCCAUAUGAAGAAGAGUGGAGUGUUGGUAUUCCAGCAAAGUAGCAGAGGUGAGAAUAUGAUGCUGGAGAUCCUUCACAGUCAGGAAAAAGAACUGCAUUGUGUUGCUGAUCAAGUACUGGGGAAGUCUGUUUUUGUCAACUGGCCACAUCUGGAGGAAGCGCGCAUCAUCGCUGUGUCAGACGGAGACACCAAGCUUGCUCUGGAAGAACCACCUAGGGUCCAAAACAUCUCCGACAGGCCUUCUUCACCCCCCACCAAAGUUACUUACCUCUCAGACAAAGAACAGAGGGAUUGGGUGAAAGACAUCCAAGGAAUAACAGAACACUACCUGAAGAGGAAAGGAAUCGUAGUGAAUGAAACAACAGUGGUUCUAUAUGGACAGCUGCUGAUGGGAAGAAAAUACAUCCCCAAACCAAACGGUGUUGUUGAGUUGCAGAAACAGUGGGCUAAGCAGAUCCUUCCUUUUGCCUACCAAACUGUGGUCAAGGACAUUGAGGCCUUCUAUUCAUCUUUGACCUGCUUUAAAAGCUUAGAAGACUUGUAUCCUCCACACACCAUUGUUUUCAUGGUGGGGAACCCCUACUAUGGUGCCAUGGGAGAGGUGCAAGAUUCGAGUGAUGUCAUCAAAGAGGGCCGUGUGCGUGUCGUUUUCAACGUACCACAUGAACCCCAACUUGAAGGGUUGAUCCAGAACCAGCAUAAGUACAGUGUGAAAUACAGUCCUGGGUACAUUGUCGCAUCUCGUCUCGGAAUCAGCAGCUACCUUGUGUCUCGCGUUUCGGGAAGUCUCUUCAUUGGCAGAGGAUCAAAAAAAAAUCCUUGUGGGGAGCAAAAAGCUAAUGUCGGCCUGAACCUCAAAUUUAACAAAAAAAAUGAGGAGGUUCCUGGAUACACAAAGAGAACUGAAAAGGAAUGGCUUUACUCUGCAGCUGUAGAAGAGCUUUUAGCUGAAUACUUGGAAAGAUUUUCAGAGGUCUUUGAUACGGUUUCAAGAAACAAUCACGAUGACGUGUUCUAUGAAGAUGAUAUCUGGCCUGGAGAAGACCACAACGGGGCUGAAAAGGUGGCUGAAAUCAUGACAUGGUUGAAAAGUCACCCUGUAAGCUCCAUUAGCCGUGCAUCUUGUGACUUACAAGUCCUGGACCUUGCAAUCGUGGAGAAAAUUGAGGAGGCUGUGGAGAAAGUGAAGGGGAAGAAGAGUACAAAGAAAGUUCGUGUUACCGUCAAGCCACAUCUCCUGUUUAGGCCCUUAGAACAGCAACAGGGUGUGGUCCCCGACCCUGAUGCAGAUUAUCGCCUCUUUGACCGUGUCAUCAAUGCCAGAGAGAGCUUCACUGUACCACUGGGUCUGAGAGGCACUAUCAUUGGCAUUAAAGGAGCUGAGCGUGAAGACGAGGUUCUCUAUGAGGUGCUGUUUGAUGAAGAAUUUCCAGGAGGGCUUAACAUCAGGUGCACAUCACCUCGUUGUUACCGAGUGCCGUCAUGUGCUCUGAUUAACCUAUCGCAUGGUACCCGAAUGGAUCCCACAAACCACAAACUCACCGCCAUUGUCAAACCCCAGCCUGCUGCUGCCCCCAACUUCAACUCCCACCAUCAUCAGACCAGCCUCAACCACUCACCACAUUCACCCUUCAUAGCCACGCAACAUAACUCCAAGCACAUUGGUGUGAAGCCUGCCUACCAAGUCAGCAAAAAUGCUACCUCUAAGGCGCCAAUCCAAAAACAACAGGCCAAGAGUAAAGAGGCGUACGUUGAUGUAUGGGAGUCUAUGCAAGGCCCUGCCCCUCCCCAUAAACCUCCUGCUCAGUGGCAAAAUAAUGCCUCUGUUGGUCUCAUUAGGUUGUUGAAGAAAAGUGAUGACGCCAAUUCCCUUUUACCUCAGCAGAACACUGUUAACAAGACAUCAACUGAGUUUGAGGACCUGUUAGCCAGCCUUAAAAUCUCUAAGGACAACCAACAAACUCCAGCUAAUCAUGGUCCAGUCCAUUCACAAGCACUCACCACCCAGUCUGAUGGGCCUUUGUCACCACAGUCUUUUGCAAUGAAGGGAACCAUGGUUUUGAAAGAGAUGCUUAAGAUUGAUGGCACUGGAACAGGAAGCUGUUCGCAACAAGAGACUGCAAACAAUCAGAAGCAAAACAAGAGAAGAAAGUCCCAAAAAAUAGCGGCGAUAAUGAAUGUUCCUGGAGAUGCAGUAGCAUCUUCUUCUCAUGUGCCGGUUUCCCCUGUUAACCAGUCUUUGAUGGCCAGUAAGGUGUCUGAGCUGGCGCGUAUAUGUGUCGCUUUAGGCAUGGCGCCACCAGAGUUCAGCUAUGUACACAACAGACAGGGUGUUGCAGUUUGUCAGGUUAAGUUGUCCAAUGGUUUGACUGUCCACGGGCCUCAGUGUCGAUCAGAAAAUGACGCAAAGGAAAAGGCUGCCUUCUUUGCGUUACAAAGACUGAAUUCGCUGGGGUCGGGCUUCCCUCUCCAACCUCCCCUGCUCCAUGGAAUGAGACAUAUGCAGCCCCCGGGCAUCCGAGGCAUGCCUCCUGUCUUUAACCAGUCAGGCUUGAUGAUGCCCCCGCAGAGUUGCGGCCCCGCCCCUGUCUGGGGAAUGCCGCUGCCACCCCAGCACCAACAGAACCCAAGAUUCUACGGAGCGGCUGGAACGUUCCCUGGUGCUGCGCAGCCACAGCCGCACACGACUCUGCCAAUUGGCUCACAUAACCAGUUCAUCCCAUUACAGGUGACUAAAAAGCGAGCAUCGGCCAACAAGAAGCAUCAAGACACAAGAGAGUACUGCUCGGCAGCACAAACUGCAGCCAAAAAUCAAACCCAGAAAGGCCAGCAUACACCUUCCGGCCAAUCGCAAACCCCGAGUCAAGCCGCCAGAGAAGACCCGGCCACUCUGGCUGACGCACCACACCCGUACACGCUCCCUCGGCAAAAUAGGCCGGCCGCAGGCCAUACCCCUGGCUCAGCUUCUAAAAGGAAACACCGGAAACUGGCAGUUAACUUUGAGGCCGCUCAACUCUAUGACUAAUGUGCUCAUUAAGCGUCGACGUGUGUGCUUCCACCACUGCUGCAUAUUGCAGUCACUCAGCCGAACAGUUUUAGCCACAGCAAAAUUGAUGGGCUGGUUCAUUUGGAUUGAAGAUGGUGCGAUAACAUCGGACAAACCCUGGCAACACUUUGAAGCAUGAGCCAUCGCCUUAAUACACUGCACCAACGCCUAUCCAGCAAACAUGUUACAUACAGUGUAGAGAUGCCAUCACUACACACUGUACGGAAACAAGUGAACAGCAGGAGUGUUGAAUAUUGAUGGCAGAAUUUCCAUUUUCUAAUUUGGACACAGCGUUACUGCCCUAAACAAAUUUUGGACCAGCAAUUGGUAUUUUAGUUUUUACAGACUGGUUUAAAUACAUAGCACACACUGUUUUUAAAUGGUGUGUUGAUUUUAAGAAAUAGAACUCUAUUCUGCUGUAUGAUCAUUAUUUCUUUUUCAUUCUCUUGUUUUGGUGGCUGCAAACCCAAAAGAAAAAUCUAGUGUGGAACUGCAGUGGUUAUUUUGCCACUACAAGAUUCCAAUCUCACCUCUGAUGUGUGGAGUUGAUAUAUAUAUGAUUUUUUAAAAUGUGUUUACGAAUGAACACUCAUUUUAAUUGGGCGAGUGUUUCAAUGUUUUUUUGGGGUGCCCAUGAAAGCGGUCUUACAUUUUCUUUCAGUGAAAGUACAAUGAAGAUGCUGUUCUGCAGAUGAAAAUUACAUUUUUGCAUACAUAGGUUAAUUUUUAGAUGUGUAGAUUUUUUUAAUAAAAUGUAUGCAGCUGAAGUGGCAAUGUAGGAUUAGUGAUUGAUUUAAUGAUGUAACCUAUAUGUACUUGUGUACAAUUAGUAGGUGAGAGCAGUGCCUUUGGCAGUCGGCUUGCAUAUCAAAAAUGUGUCACUUGAUAUUUCACCUGCAAAUUAAGUAACGUGCAGUCCAGUAUUUACAUAUAGGAAACAUUUUCCUACUCGUUCAGAUUUGUUUAUAGUACACAUUUAACAAGUUUUUAUGAACUCGAGAAGUUCUCAGAGCAAACGCAUCGAGUACUAGAUUUAUUAUGAGAUUGUAAUUUUUUUUUUUUUUUUUUUAAUGGGAAAUAUUGAUUACAUUUACUGCAAGUCCAUACAGAUUAGGUGCAGUAAAUCAGUAAAGAAUUGUGGAAAGUCAAGCAUGUCGUUUUGAAAAGUGUUAAAUAGGAAAAUGUCCUUUUGUUCCUGUUUGAAUUCAACACUGCUGUGUCACUAUACUGUACAUACAGUAAGCAUAUGGAAUUUGAAAAUGGAUAAUUAAAAAGUGCGAUACAGACGUCUUCUUUCCAAAACCAAAAGGGUUCCUUAGAAAUGACGCUAAAAUCUGAUCGAUGGUCUUAAAUGUGCAAUGUUGCUGUUAACAUUUCAGAUGAGAACUGCUUUCUGUCGCAUUCACACUAUUUAAAAUACUGUUGCAAUACAGUAGCCCUUUACAUUUAUUCAUAAAUUGGUCAUAAAAUGUGCUCAUCUGAAAUCUCAAGAAUAAACUGUGAUUAAAACAAAAUUGACCAUUAUGUUUUAAGGCUGUGCAUACAGUGGGGCAAAUAAGCAUUUAGUCAACCACUAAUUGUGCAAG